Pocillopora verrucosa is the source of this 1559-nucleotide messenger RNA. RefSeq names its product protein rolling stone. Gene Ontology annotation, cellular component: membrane. Lineage: Eukaryota; Metazoa; Cnidaria; Anthozoa; Scleractinia; Pocilloporidae. The record is from RefSeq and is a predicted model, not a curated record.
UUGAGCACCUCGCCGAAGCAAGUUUUUCCCUGUUUAUCUCUAGCUGAUCACUGCUGAUUUCCACAGCUAGAGGAAACUUAAAAAUGUGCGGGAGAGAAUUUCGCUUGCGAAAUUUCAAAUUUUGGCAUCCAAUCUAUCGUGAGUUUUGCGAGUCUCGGUGGCUGUCCUUGCCUGUAUUUGUGGCGUAUCGUUUGAUCGUCACAGCCUACAACCUUGGAUGGCUUGGUUACAACAUUUAUGUCGCUGGUGCCAAACUUUUCAUUUUCUUAACAAACUGGACUUUCCUAAUCUUGAACAUUUACUUUGUCUUUGCAACCACGCUCUCUUGUAUCGCUCUCCAUCAAAACCGAAAGAUGCUAAAAAGACCUGCUCCAAUAAGGGGCAGUCAAGCUGGACAGGUUGAAGAUCUGGAAAUGGGGCCUGGUGACAACAGCAAUGGUGCCGACGCCCGCGAGGUUGAUGCCUUGCGGUGGCAUCAUAAAAUAUUCUGGUUCAUCUACGUCAUUUCCGCGACAGGAGGAGUAUGGAUUACCGCUGGAUACUGGACCGUUCUGUUCGAAGACGAUCCUGUUGACGCCAACAACAUCACGAAGCACGCGCUAAACUCUGUUUUCAUGGUGAUUGACACUUUUCUGAGUUCGAUCCCAAUCCUCCUCUUCCACUGGAUCUACCCUCUGCUAUAUUUCGCCAUAUACAUUCUAUUCUCAGUGGUGUAUUGGUUAGCUGAUGGGACCAAUGAUAAAGGAGAACCGUUCAUCUAUUCUGCCCUGAAUUAUAAUGAUUUCCAGCUGACCAUUGGAAUACUUUUAGUCGUAUUUCUUCUUGUGGUUCUGCCAAUUUUACAUCUGAUCUUGUUUGGUUUAACCAAGUUACGAGAUUAUUUGUCUGAAAAGUGUAGAAACUAGUGUGGCAUGACGGGACAUAAAGUGGCAUCAGGGUAUGGCGCAUGCGCUGAAACAUACAGGAUGUUGCAUGUGACAUUGAUACUAAAUGACGAUGAGGUUUUGGUGAGGAUGAUGAUGAUAAUUAAUUAUUCUCAUGAUCUUAAUAAGUGAUUCAGAAGCAUCUCUGUUAGGAGAAAUUAAAUGCUGGUCACUCUAAGGGUUUUAAGGGUUAAAGUGAAAAAUCCCUGUAAUCGACAGUUUCAUAAUGCUGUUAAGUUAAGACGUCCUCCAUAGUGGCUAUUGAGGCACCCAAUAGCAAGUAUCCCUCGUUGUUUAAUUUCUAUAAAAAGGUCUACUCCAAAAAAGGGUGGACUCAAAGAGAGACAGAUGCUCGUGUUGAUGGGCUCCUGACAGACAUCUUUGCCUUUCUGUACCAGACCUCGCGAUGAGUUCAAGGUCGUACCAGGAGCCCAUUACUUGGGCUCUUGCUCUUACCUCUUUCAAACAAACUCAUCUUGAGGCUGGGCAGGAGUCAACCCGCAAAAAGAUAUUUGAAAUUGAUUGAUUGAUCAAACCGCAAGGUUUUUCUCAUUGCUCAGUACUUAUGCAUCAUGCAACUUGUAAAUAUCCACACGUAUUAUAUAUUCAAAGAUCGUAUAAGGUGUAUUUGAAAAU